This is a messenger RNA of Polistes dominula (European paper wasp), 2857 nucleotides long. It is a transcript of the gene Rat1, whose product is annotated as 5'-3' exoribonuclease 2 Rat1. The record is from RefSeq and is a predicted model, not a curated record. Gene Ontology annotation, biological process: nuclear-transcribed mRNA catabolic process. NCBI's taxonomy places the organism in Eukaryota, Metazoa, Arthropoda, Insecta, Hymenoptera, Vespidae. Gene Ontology annotation, cellular component: nucleus. Gene Ontology annotation, molecular function: RNA binding; 5'-3' RNA exonuclease activity.
GUUUAAUUUCAUGUAACGUUUAUAUUGGGGAGUACAUCUCUCCAAGUAAACUAGUGUAUGUUUUGUGUGUUGUGCGUAUUGGAAGUUUAGUAUUGUUUUUCUGUAGAGAUUAAUUAACAAUAGGAAACAAAAAUUCGACAGUUAUAUUCUGCUUUAAAAUAAUAUUAAUGACGAUAUGGGUGUCCCAGCAUUUUUUCGAUGGCUAAGCAAAAAAUAUCCUUCUGUAAUAGUGGAGUGCAUAGAACAAAAACCAAUAAACUCAAAUGGAGUAAAUGUUCCUGUCAAUACUGAAGAUCCAAAUCCAAAUGGAGUGGAAUUUGAUAAUCUGUAUUUGGAUAUGAAUGGAAUCAUUCAUCCAUGUACACAUCCAGUAGAUCAACCUGCUCCAAAGAAUGAGGAAGAAAUGAUGGAGGCUAUUUUUGAAUGCAUCGAUCGCUUAUUUCGCAUUGUAAGACCCAGGAAAUUACUUUAUAUGGCUAUAGAUGGAGUUGCACCGAGGGCUAAAAUGAAUCAGCAAAGAUCACGUCGUUUUCGUGCAUCCAAAGAAACAAGUGAAAAACUUAAUGAAAUAGAAAGAGUGCGUUCUGAAUUAGCUUCAAAAGGAGCUAUAUUACCACCAGAAAAACCAAAGGAAGAGCACUUCGAUAGUAAUUGCAUUACACCGGGUACACCAUUUAUGGCAAGGUUAUCAAAAUGCUUGCAUCAUUACAUACAUGAUCGUUUGAAUAAUGAUCCUGGUUGGAGAAAUAUAACGGUUAUAUUGAGUGAUGCCAAUGUUCCAGGAGAAGGAGAACAUAAAAUAAUGGAUUUUAUUAGAAAACAAAGAGCUCAACCCAACCAUGAUCCAAAUACGCAGCAUGUUUUAUGCGGUGCUGACGCUGACUUAAUUAUGUUGGGUCUUGCCACACAUGAACCUAAUUUUACUAUUAUUCGUGAAGAAUUUAAGCCGAAUAAACCAAAACCAUGUGAUAUAUGUGGUCAGUUGGGACACGAAAUGCAAGAAUGUACUGGUGCUGAACCUAAUCAAAAAGAAGAGGAGAAUACAUUUUCUGCUGAAUGCCAAUAUAUAUUUGUGCGAUUAAAUGUUUUAAGAGAAUAUUUGGAGAAAGAUUUGCAGAUGCCCAAUUUACCGUUUAAAUAUGAUUUUGAACGUGCCGUAGACGAUUGGGUUUUUAUGUGUUUUUUUGUAGGAAAUGAUUUUUUACCUCAUCUUCCGUCAUUAGAAAUUAGAGAAGGAGCCAUUGAUAGACUUGUAAAUUUGUACAAAAAAGCUGUGUAUAAAACAGGAGGAUUCAUAACGGAUAGUGGUGACGUUAACUUAGAUAGAGUGCAGUUGAUUAUGUCUGAACUUGGUGAAGCAGAAGAUGAAAUUUUUAAGAAAAGACAACAAAAUGAAUUGGCUUUUAAACAACGUGAAAAAGAUAAGAAAAAGAGAUUAAAAGCACUUAGCAAUUAUAAACCAAAAUGGAUUCCUACAGGACAAUUUGCACCUACGCCACUGGGUCAAUCCAAACCAAUUGAAAAUGCACGUCAUGAAGCUUAUCAAAUGCGUAUGCAAAAUAAAAAUUAUAGUACCAGUUCAACGGAAAAUGCAUCAUUAAAUCCAGUGCUUGAGAUGAUGCUUCGUCCUGAGGGUAAGGGUAAUACAAACAAACGCAAAACCGAUGAAUUAGUAGAAGAUGAUACAGACGAAGAAGAAGUAGUACAUGAUGAAGUUAGACUUUGGGAAGAUGGUUUUAAGGAUCGUUAUUACGAAUCUAAAUUUGAUGUAUGUUCCGACAAUCUUGCAUUUAGAAACAAUGUAGCCUUACAGUAUGUACGCGGUUUAUGUUGGGUUUUACGUUAUUAUUAUCAAGGUUGCGCCUCUUGGAAAUGGUAUUUUCCAUAUCAUUAUGCACCUUUUGCUAGUGAUUUUAUUAACAUUGGUGGACUUUCUACAGAAUUUGAAAAAGAUACUGUACCAUGUCGUCCUUUAGAACAGUUGAUGGGUGUAUUUCCAGCAGCUAGUAGUAAACACGUACCAGAACCAUGGGCAAGAUUAAUGAACGAUCCAAGAUCUCCGAUUAUAGAUUUUUAUCCAGAAGAUUUCAAGAUUGAUCUCAAUGGAAAAAAAUUUGCUUGGCAAGGAGUAGCUUUACUUCCAUUCGUAGAUGAAAAAAGACUGUUUAAGGCUUUAGAGCCUUAUUAUGACAGUUUAACAGAAGCAGAAAAGAAACGAAACAUACGUGGAGAUGAUCGACUAUAUGUUGGUUUGGGAAACAGUGGAUAUGAUUUUAUAAAAAAUCUAUAUAUGAAUAAAGGGGGAUUUGACGUUGAACAUCCAGUGUAUAUAGAUGGUAUGAGAGGUAGAGUAUUGUUAGCAGAAGAUUGUAUUGGAGACGGAGCUACUUUACUUUCUCCGAUCAAUGGAUUACCAGUGAGAAAUAAUAAAGUAUAUUGUGUACGCUUCCGUGAUCCAAAAUACAAAAGUAGUUUUAUUUUCUCUACAAAAAGAUUGAAAGGUGUUAUAGAGCCGCCGAAAGUUUUGAAACCUCAAGAUUUCGAUCAAAUGAAUCGUAACAAUGGUAAUCAAUGGAGACCACAAAUUGGUUUUACACCUUCUACACGUGUGGCAUCUUUAAGUGAAGGUGGUCAUCGUAUGCUUGAUCAUCACGCAGGUUUUAAUAGAGCACUUCCGAUGUAUGGACACGUACCACCACCUGUAAAUGCGUAUCAACAACAUCGACACCAACACCACCAGCAGCACCAUCAUCAGCAGCAUCAUCAUCAGCAGCAGCAGCAACAGCAACAACAGCAACAGCAGCAAUACGGUAAGUUUGAUUUCAUUGCUUGAUAAUCAUUAACGCAUGGGCUUGGG